Molecule: messenger RNA, 287 nt
Organism: Dentiscutata heterogama
Lineage: Eukaryota; Fungi; Glomeromycota; Glomeromycetes; Diversisporales; Gigasporaceae
Source: the annotation of a GenBank genome assembly
AAUAUAGUCCAGAAUUAGCCGAACAAUUACGUAAAAAUAUAGAAGAAUCAAAAAAAUUUACACAAUCUGGUUUUCUUACAAGAAAUGCAGAAGUUCUUGAAGCUUUACUUAACGAAAUAGAUAGUGGUGCUGAAUCUAAAAUUAAAUUAGACAAAAUGAAUGCUUCUGUGCAAAAAAUGUUAAAAUUAUACGAAUGGAAUGGUGAUGAUGGCAAGGACGAAAUCGAAAAUAUAAAUAAUCUAGAAAAGUGCGUAGAAAAUAAUAUUAAUCUCUAUUCUGGAACAUGA